GAAACUUCUUUUAAAAACAUUAAAAAUCUUACCGAUCCCAAACUUUUGAAUGAUAGUGUAUAUACAUUACUUAAAAAAUGACCACGUAUGAAGGGUGAGAGAAAUUGGGGACUCCCUCAUUGCCAUUGUUGUAGUACAUCCUCCAUGUAGGUCAAAACAUAAAGGACGACCAACACAGGCUUAGUGAAACAACUAUACAUUACUAUUGAUAUCUAUAGAGCUUUAAUCCCAUGACCUUUUGGCUGUCAAUGAGACCCAAAUCAGUGUCUAUGUGAUCUAUUGUUCCACCUGUCCUUGAGCGAGUUGAACAGGUUUAAAGUUUAGGUGAUGUUUAUUUAUAACAGUGACAUGUACAUUGCAUUAACUCAAUUGGCUGGCACUUGAAUUUCAAGCCAUUCUGUCAUCUAUAAAUCCAUUUGGAAAAGAUAAAUAAAUAAUAAUAAUAAUAAAUCCUUGACAGUAGAUUUUUAUGUCAGUAUGUCUUUACUGGAUUAGCUGUUGGAAGAGAAUUAGUUAAAGUUUGUGUGCCUUCAAAAGGGGUGUCUGCGCAUCACCCGUCCCUCUUAGGGAUUCAGGUGUCAGUGCCACGCAUUUAUUGACAGCCGAUAUGUUAUGAUGAACCUUCUGGUGGGUCUGUGAGAGAGGGGGCUGAAAAACCAAGGAGAGAGAAUGAUGAGAGAGAUGACAAUCCAGACAGAGAACUGAGAUAAGUACUACGUGAGAAACUGGAAAUACUCGGAGUGAACAAGAAGGCCAAAUUACUGGCUGGACGGAUGGAGUUACAUCCAUAAACAAACGACUGUCCUCGUGCAGAGGACUCAAGGAUACCUGGUCUACUGGACAAAUCCUGGUUGUCACAGCGACAUCAAACAGAAAGCCAACACCUGCUACACUGUUCCUGUUAUAUUAGACACAUGGACUCUGCAAAAUGACUGAUGACUGAAGUCUUAUACUUAUCAUCCUAAACAAAUACUCUGCAAAUAACUGCCUUACCUGAAACUGCCUUAAUUACCGGAUACAUUGCAACAAGGAACAUAUUACGCAAAGGCAAAACAAAAAAGCAAAGGUGGGGUACAGGACUCCUCCUGACACAUUAACCUCUCCAGGGCAUGUCUAACCCUUCUCCAUUGCCAAGGGAAACUACACCGUCUGCAAAUACACCGUUACCCAAUCAUCCCUGAAACUGAAGCUAAACUCGAGUAUGCCAGAGAAAGUGUGCAAGUUUCAAGGUCAGUGUUAUCAUAAGCUGAAGAGAUCAUGUCUGAGGCGAGGAGCUCUGUUCCAAGAUCCAUUCUUUCCUCCUUCAGCUGAGUCACUGUUCUACAAAAGAACGCCCCCUCCAGGACUGACGUGGAAGAGACCCAGGGAACUGUGUAAAGACCCUCGACUAUUUGUGGAUGGAAUCAGCACAAGGGAUCUGCACCAGGGCAGUCUGGGUAACUGCUGGAUGGUGGCAGCCACGUCAUGUUUGGCAGCAGAAUCCUCACUCUGGAAGAAGGUAAUCCCAGACCACGCUGAACAGGAGUGGCACCCAAAGCGCCCGGAUCAGUAUGCUGGAAUUUUCCACUUUCGUUUCUGGCGACUGGGCCAGUGGACAGAUGUUGUGGUGGAUGACCGUUUACCAGUCAGCGAGGAUGGAACGCUGCUCUUCUGUCGUUCUGCAACACCACGGGAAUUCUGGAGUGCUUUGCUGGAGAAAGCCUACGCCAAGCUCAAUGGGUGUUAUGAGGCUCUAGAGGGAGGUAAUACAGCCGAAGCUCUUGUUGAUUUUACUGGUGGCGUCUCUGAACCACUGAGUCUGAACCAGGAGGAGCUGAUCGAUCACGCUGACCAGAGAAAAAUGCUGUUCCAGACACUAGCCCAUGCCCACAGUCACAAAGCACUCAUCACUUGUUCCAUUCGGCCAGCAGAAGGAGAGCAGGUAGAAUCAGUUCUUGACUGUGGACUGAUAAAGGGUCAUGCAUACGGUGUGACUGCAGUCAGGAAACUCCGUAUGUCAGAGACUCUGCAUGGCAUAUGUAAUGCAGGUCGUUUGUACAUGGUGCGGAUGAGGAACCCCUGGGGCACGGCAGACUGGACAGGAGCUUGGAGCCUGGGGUCUCCACAGUGGCAGCAGCUUAGCCGCAGAGAAAGGGAGAAGAUGGGCCUUAUUGUCCGAGAUGUUGGAGAGUUUUGGAUGGAGUUUGAGGACUUCUGCCGUUACUUCACAGACAUGGUGGUGUGUAGGUUGGCAGAAAAAUCCCUUCUCUGGUCACAGACUCACUGGAAGGAGGUGUGCUGUCAGGGGGCUUGGACCUACACUACUGGGAUCCCACUUCCUUCCUCAUCUUCUUGUCGUCUGAACAUCAAGAACCAGAGGCCUUCAACAGGGCCCCAAUGGUCCAAACAAAGGCCAGCUCAAAGACUAGAUAAAAAAGAGCAAAGACUGAAUGAAAGAAAGAAGGAGGGACCAAUCCAAAGAGAAAAACAGAAAAAGAAAGAGAGUGCAGAAGUAAAACCAAAGCAAACGAAGGGAGGAAAAGAGCGUGUGAACAGACAUGAAGGAGGUGUGGGGAUGAGAUGGGAGAGGCAAAUUGACAGAAGAAGUCGAUGUGGAGGAUGUAUCAAUCACAGAGACACGUUUCUACACAACCCCCAGUUCAUUUUUGAACUGGUUGGAGAUGGGGCAGAGGUGUUGAUAAGUCUGCAACAGGAGGACAGGAGGAUGAAAAGGAGGGAGGGAAGUGGGGAGAACCUACCAAUUGGCUUUGAGGUUUUAAAGGUGGAGGUGAAUCGUGUGUGUCGUGUUCAGUGUUUAUGUGAGCAGGCUGCUAGCUCUGUGUAUAUGGACUCCCGUAGCGUCACCUUACGAGUGACUCUCGGUCCUGGACGCUACGUCAUCCUCCCCACUACUUUCCAGCCUGGUGCCACUGGUCGGUUCCUUCUGCGUUUUUUCUCACACUCACAUGUCCGCCUCAGGGAGUUGAAGGAAGAGCUACCUGCUCCUUCAUUGUGGCAGUGUUGUAUUCCUGAGCCCAGUGCUGUAACUACAGUUCAUCUGCUCAAAGCAUCUGGCCUUAGCCAUCCCAAACAAACAGCUCCUGAUGUGUAUGCUGUCAUCCGGUGUGAGGAAGACUCUGUUAGGACUAGAAUUUUCAAAAAAGAUGGAAGCCCUGAAUUCAACACCAAAGCCAUCUUUUACAGCAGGAACCCAAAGUCAAAAAUCUCCAUUGAGCUGUGGAGAAGAGGCAUACUGUUGGACUCAUUCCUGGGUGGAGCACGACUUCAGACAGGAGGAAAUGAACGAGGACAAAACAGAGUGAUUGACUUGCAGGGUGGCCAGUCGCAGGGCUGUGUUUUUGUAGAGACCUCCUCUAGCCAGUGCCUGACAGACCUGUGACUGACAGGUGAGCUCAGGGUAAUGACUGAUGAUAGAUUAUCAUUGGACCGAACAAGACAAACUACAUUUCACAACUAAACUUCAGGAUAGAACAGCACGAUGAACUUCUUACAGGGACAAUCUCCCUCGAGCACCCGUGGAUUAUUCUUUGCUCAAGGUCACAAUAGUAAUGGUGGUUUGUGCUAAAGUCAUCAAAUCUGCUGGCCAGAUAAGGAAAAUAUGAAGAAUGUGUUGGUUAGUGAUAAUGUUUUGUUCCAACAAAUAUGAUUACACUAUAAGAAAAAAAAAAUCUCGACAAAAUGCAAUGCGGAAUUCAAAAUAUGAGUAAAACACCUGUGGAAGAGGAAAUUCCUUCAUACUAACAGUACAUGCCCCUAUAUUUACAGACUUUUCUUAGAGUGCACUAAAUAUAAUCAUAGUAAUCUACUAUUCAAUUUGACAGGGUGGUAAUGGUUGUUCAUUUAUCUCAGGGAGCCUUUAAGGGCUCGAUACUAACAUCUUAAAAUUACCCUUAACAUCUCUCAUUUAAAUUCUGCAAAACAUCUCGAUUUAAAUCUGUUCAAGUUUAUUUGUAUAGCGCUUUUCAUAAUACAUAUUGUUUCAAAGUAGCUUUACAGAAAAAGCUUGUUUAAUCUUUAAAUGAAUCUGUGAACCUGCCAAAACUCUUAGUUUUGUACUGAUUUGAACAGUAAUAAAUAUUUCAGUCAGUUUUGUAUUUGUGUGUGAGGUCCUGGUAAACCCUAUGAUGUGGGGACCAAAUGUCCCCACAAGGACGGCAGUCAUUUUUGACCUUGUGGACAUUUUUCAUCCUCUUGAGUAAAACAGCUUACAGAAGUAUGUUUUUUGAAAAUGUAAAAAUGCAGAAGGGUUCUGUAAUGUGUAGGGUUAAGGUUGGGGGAUAGAAUAUACAGUUUGUACAGUAUAAAAAUCAUGUCUAUGGAAAGUCCUCAUAAAGUAUGGAAAACCAA
This is a messenger RNA of Megalobrama amblycephala (Wuchang bream), 4347 nucleotides long. RefSeq names its product calpain-5-like. The record is from RefSeq and is a predicted model, not a curated record. Gene Ontology annotation, biological process: proteolysis. Gene Ontology annotation, cellular component: cytoplasm. NCBI's taxonomy places the organism in Eukaryota, Metazoa, Chordata, Actinopteri, Cypriniformes, Xenocyprididae. Bases 1202 to 3379 code for a protein of 725 amino acids. The transcript has 16 exons. Gene Ontology annotation, molecular function: calcium-dependent cysteine-type endopeptidase activity.